Molecule: messenger RNA, 1196 nt
Organism: Cuscuta epithymum
Lineage: Eukaryota; Viridiplantae; Streptophyta; Magnoliopsida; Solanales; Convolvulaceae
Source: the annotation of a GenBank genome assembly
CUCUUAUCAAUUUCUCUCUUCAAUAUUUAGUAUCAAUAUUACCGAAAUACUUAGAAUCAAUUUUAUCAUGGUAUCAGAGCCGAAAUCCUGGAGACAAAAUUCUUAGAUUCUUCCUUUUCACAUUUUUUAAUUUCUCUAGCUAGGCUAUGGAGAUUGGUGAUGAAACCAUUGAAUCCAGCCAUAUAGUUAGCAAAAUGAUGGACUCCAUGCCUCAAAUAAAUAUGGCAGGAGUAUUGUCACAUACCUGUUCUUGGAUAAUUAAUUCCGGAGCAACGGAACAUAUUACUUGUAGUGACAGAAAUCUUAUUGAUAUCUUGACCACUCCUUCCGAAUCAUCAGUCAAAAUUCCAAAUGGAGAAUCUGUUCCGGUUCAUGCUAUCGGUAGCUUAUACUUACCAAACGGGUUGUAUCUUCGGCGUGUCCUAUACAUCCCAAAAUUUCAAUGCAGCUUACUUUCAGCUAGUCGCCUCACAAGCGAUCUAAAUUGUACAUUGACAUUUUUUUCAGACUUCUGUACUUUGCAGGAUAUACCCUCGAGGAAGCUUAUUGGCGUGGGUAAAUUCUGCAAUGGACUCUAUUAUAUGGAUUUUCCGAUAUGUGAGGGGGUGGCAAUGUCAGUCUCUGUUACAUCUGAGUUGUGGCAUCAACGUUUGGGACAUGCAUCUGAUGGAAAAUUGCAUCACAUUAGUUUUCUCAAAGGAUUUCGACGGAGUGAUAAUUUCUGUGAUCCUUGCAUUCGAGCUAAGCAGACUAGACUACCUUUUUCAUCAAGUUCCAUUAAGACAACUCGUUGUUUUGAACUGAUACAUUGCGAUAUUUGGGGAGGUUAUCGAUGCGAUUCAAUCUUCGGUGCACGAUUAUGGCCCAUUCACGAUGAGCGGACAUGGCGUCAUUUUUUCCGGAUCGCUACAAAUGAGUAUGAGGGAGUUGCACAUUUACGUGGAAGCUUCAGCGACCCCGCCACAAAAUUUGACGUUCCACGGAACUCCCGGAGAGGAAGGCCCAUCAUCAAUAUAUGGUCGGAGGAACAACCGCCAAACGUUUCAAAACUACGAAUCUCCCGUUAUGAGGACUGUCAAAAACGACUACGGCAGAUGGUCCUGGACGUAGGUGAUGAAGAGAUGCUCCAUCGGGGCAUAUUCCAUUAUGAAGAUGAAGAUGAAGGUGGAAGUGAUGAAGAUGAUGAUGCAGAUGAA